AUGAGUGUGGUGGUCAUUGUGGCUAAUCUACCUGUAGCUCCACUAGAGGGAAACCUAACCUCUGUCCUUAUUCUAAAUCCUCUUCCUGUUGCUUUUUAUUCCUCAGGAAAAUACAUAGCUGCAACUCAGCGCCCCGAUGGGACGUGGAGGAAGCCGAGGAGGGUGAAGGAUGGUUACGUUCCUCAGGAGGAGGUCCCCGUGUAUGAAAACAAAUAUGUGAAGUUUUUUAAGAGCAAACCUGACCUGCCCCCCGGCCUGAACCCGUCGGAAGCGGCUCCACCGAAGCAGCAGCAAAAGAUCCCGGGCUGCGGCGACAGCGAGACGGCCGGCCUGUCAAAGUCGGCCAAGCGCAACAUGAAGCGGAAGGAGAAACGGAAACAGCAGCAGAACCAGGAGCUGGACGGCGACGCAGAAGUGGAUUUGGUGAGCGGCGCCGUUGAGAACGUGUCCAUCUCAGAGAGGGAAGAGUCGGCGAGUAAAACACAGAGCGCCGCGGCGGCCUCGGCGACCGAUGAGUCGCCGGCAGCGGAGGCUGAAAAGGCCAAGAAGAUAAAGAACCUGAGAAAGAAGCUGCGGCAGGUGGAGGAGCUGCAGCAGAAGGUGGACUCUGGGGAAAUAAAGCAGCCGACCAAGGAUCAGCUGGAAAAGCUGGGUCGGGCCGAGGCUCUACGGGAAGAGCUGGAGCAGCUGGAGCGGGAUUCCUGAACCGGAGCGGGGUUCCUGAACCGGAGCGGGAUUCCUGAACCGGAGCGGCUCCGGCGGACUGGACCUGUAAAUGAGACACAGGAAGGGACGUUCAUCAUGAAUGGUGGUGGUAAACGGCUCUAAGGGACGCUGCAGACAUCACACCUGCUUUUAGUUUUAGUUUCUCACCUGUAUACUGAUGUACUUCCUAACUUUGAACAGAUCAUGAAUUUUCUUUUUUUUUGGUGCUUCUUUGUUUUUUUUUCGUUUUGUACUUUUUAUGCCGUCUGAACCCACAGGAUUAAAAAAAAAUAAAAAAUUCCCUUUUUUCCUUUGGACGUUAGUUGUGUUUAAACAUCCUUUCAUUGUUGCUCUGAUGUCACGUCGCCACAGUAGAAAGAAACUUCUUGCCUUUUGUGUUUUUGUCUUUAUUUUCAGGUUUUAUUUCCUACAGUAGGUAACCUGGACGCUACUGCACCCUGCAGGGCGGAGACACUGGAAAAGACGCGUUUUUGUUCUUCAUGUUAAUAAAUUCAACGAUUGAAAUAA
This is a messenger RNA of Cyprinodon variegatus (sheepshead minnow), 1233 nucleotides long. RefSeq names its product PYM homolog 1, exon junction complex associated factor (gene pym1). Gene Ontology annotation, cellular component: cytoplasm; exon-exon junction complex. Gene Ontology annotation, biological process: exon-exon junction complex disassembly. The transcript has 3 exons. The record is from RefSeq and is a predicted model, not a curated record. Bases 1 to 705 code for a protein of 234 amino acids. Gene Ontology annotation, molecular function: RNA binding. Lineage: Eukaryota; Metazoa; Chordata; Actinopteri; Cyprinodontiformes; Cyprinodontidae.